UGAACAAAGGCCGGAGGAUUGCCUGGAGCUCCGCCUCAUUACUGAAAGUGGCUCCCAGUCCUGAGGAGAGGAAUACCAUACAUGAACUGUUUCUUAGCACACUGGAUCCAAAGACGAUAAGUUUUCAGAGUCGAAUUUUGCCUGCUAAGUCAGUGUGGAUGGAGGAUACAAAACUCAAGAGCUUGGAUAUUUGUCACCCUCAGGAGCGGAACAUUUUCAAUCGGAUCUUUGGUGGUUUUCUUAUGAGAAAAGCAUAUGAACUUGGAUGGACCACUGCUUGUAGCUUUGGUGGUUCCCGGCCAUUUGUGGUAACAGUAGAUGAUAUCAUGUUUCAGAAACCCGUUGAAGUUGGAUCGUUGCUCUUUCUUUCUUCACAGGUAUGCUUCACUCAGAACAAUUAUAUUCAAGUCAGAGUACAUAGUGAAGUAGCCUCUCUUCAGACUAAUGAACAUAUGACCACCAAUAUCUUUCAUUUUACAUUCAUGUCGGAAAAAGAAGUACCCUUGGUUUUCCCCAAAACAUAUGGAGAGUCCAUGUUAUAUUUAGAUGGACAGCGCCACUUCAAGUCUAUGAGUGUCCCACUGAUCUUGAAAAAGGACUACCCUGUGGAGCCCUAGGAAGAUCUCACUUGUUGCAAACCAGCACUCCCUGCGCGGUGACAUUGUGCCUAAUAAAGGCAUGCUGGA
Psammomys obesus (fat sand rat) is the source of this 686-nucleotide messenger RNA. RefSeq names its product acyl-CoA thioesterase 9 (gene Acot9). Gene Ontology annotation, cellular component: mitochondrion. Gene Ontology annotation, biological process: acyl-CoA metabolic process. Lineage: Eukaryota; Metazoa; Chordata; Mammalia; Rodentia; Muridae. The record is from RefSeq and is a predicted model, not a curated record. The annotation marks the transcript as partial. The transcript is spliced from 6 exons. Gene Ontology annotation, molecular function: fatty acyl-CoA hydrolase activity.